Nycticebus coucang (slow loris) is the source of this 1609-nucleotide messenger RNA. RefSeq names its product nudix hydrolase 8 (gene NUDT8). NCBI's taxonomy places the organism in Eukaryota, Metazoa, Chordata, Mammalia, Primates, Lorisidae. The transcript has 4 exons. Bases 143 to 1048 code for a protein of 301 amino acids. Gene Ontology annotation, molecular function: coenzyme A diphosphatase activity. The record is from RefSeq and is a predicted model, not a curated record.
AGAAGACCCUCGCCUAUGGGGCGGGGCUUCCUGGAAGGCUCCUCCCCCAGCCCGCCCAGGUUCCGGAGGGUCCUGCGGGAGAGUCUGCCCUUCCCCGCGUCCGGCCCGGCGUCCUCUGUGUCCCGGCUGCUCGCGACCGGACAUGCUACCGGACUGCCUGUUGGCGGAGGGCGAGCGGCGCUGCCGGAGGUUGCUGGCGGGGGCCACGGCCCGUCUUCGUGCGCGGCCCGCGUCGGCCGCGGUGCUAGUGCCGCUCUGCUUAGUGCGCGGGGUCCCGGCGCUGCUCUACACGUUGCGGUCCAGCCGCUUGGCCGGGAGGCACAAGGGGGACGUCAGGUACACCGGCCGGGAACUCCUCGCCCUUCAACGGGAGUACGCUGAACCUCGGAGACAGCAGGGACCUUGGGCGAGGCGCCUGGCUUCUCCGAGCCUCGGUUUCCGCCUCUGCAAAAUAGGUCUGGGGAGACCCUGUCCACCCACAGGCUAUGGCGAGGAGUCAGACCCGUGUCCCUCCAGGUCCCUCGAAGCGCGUCCUGGCGAACACCACCUCGGGCUGGGACUUCUCUCCGACAGUGUCACCCUGUCUAAGAAGGCCCCCUCCUGGCGGGGUUUCCCAGGCGGCAAGUGCGACCCGGCUGACCAGGACGUGGUGCACACAGCCCUGCGGGAGACCAGGGAGGAACUGGGUCUGGCAGUAUCUGAGGAGCAGGUGUGGGGCCUGCUGCGACCUGUGUAUGACAGGCAAAGAGCCACCGUAGUUCCAGUGCUUGCUGGUGUGGGCCCCCUGGAUCUCCAGAGCCUCAGGCCCAACCCUGAGGAGGUGGAUGAGGUGUUUGUGCUGCCCCUGGCCCACCUGCUGCAGACUCAGAAUCAGGGCUAUACCCACUUCUGCCGAGGUGGCCACUUCAGCUACACACUUCCUGUCUUCCUGCAUGGACCACACCGGGUGUGGGGGCUCACAGCUGUCAUCACUGAGUUCACUCUACAGCUACUGGCACCUAGUACCUACCAGUCUGUCCUGGCCACCCCUGAGCUGCCCAGGGGCUGAGGACCUGCCCCUAAGCAGCCCAACCUCUGCCUCCACUCUGCUGGGCCAGGCCCACGCCAAGACUGAAGAAAGGGCCUUGUGUUCAUUGCAGCAUUAUUCACAACAAUCAAGAGGGGGAAGCAGCCUGAAUGUCCAUUGACAGAAAAUGUGCACACACACGGAAUACUAUACAGCAUUAAAAAGGAGAUUCUGUCAUCUGUAACAACCUGGACAAACAUGAGGACAUUAUGCUAAGUGAAAUAAACCAGGCCAGAAAGACAGAUGCCACGUGAUCUCACUUUGUGGAAUCUAAACCAGCUGAACUUAGAGAAUGAGUAGAUGGCUCAGGGACUGUAACUCUGUGGUUAGGGUGCCACAUGUACUAAGGCUGGUGGGUUUGAACCCCGUCCGGGCCUACUAAACAACAAUGACAACAACAACAAAAUAGCCGGGUGUUGUGGUGGGCUGAGACAAGAGAAUCGCUUAAGCCCAAGAGUUUGAGGUUGCUGUGAGCUGUGACAUUACAACACUCUACCGAGGGUGACAUAGUGAGACUGUCUCAAAAAAAAAAGAAAAGUAGAA